AUGUUUACCCAAGCAUCUCAAACCCCAACUCAAAAGGGAUCCACUCAUAAGAGAGCGCAACGUGGUGGCAAGUUCACCAUUGAAGAAGACAAAUUGCUUGUAUCAGCAUAUUUGAAUGUUAGCUUGGAUGUCGUGCAAGGGAAUGACCAGAAACUUAAAACAUACUGGAGAAGAGUGUGGGAUUAUUUCCACGAGCACAUGCCAUUGGCUCAGCGUAAUGAGAACUCUAGGAUGAAUAGGUGGUCGACCAUUCAACUUUCCGUUAACAAGUUCUGUGGAUGCUUUGCUAGAAUUGAAGGAAAGCAUCAAAGUGGUAUGAAUGAGGAAGACAAGGUCUCUGAAGCAAACAAAUCGUACAAGGAACUCCAUGGAGGUUCAUUUCAAUUUGAGCACUAUUUGAAUAUUUUGAAGUACCAACCAAAGUGGCAUGUCGAUGUUGAGAAGAAAAAAACAAAGAAGAACAAAACUUGGACAGUACCUUCUUCUUCUACUCCCAAGUUGGUAGAUCUUGGAGAAUGUGAUGCCACAUUUGUGGACUUGGAGAGACCUAUAGGUACCAAAGUUGAGAAGAAAAAACAAAAGUUAGCUGAAAUUCCUAGUUCUCCUCUUGCAAGAAUACUAACUGACAUAAAAGAAGAACAAAAGAAAAUGAGCGACAAGAAAAUGGACAUCAUCCAGCAACUACAUGUUCAAGAGCAGGAGAGACACCAACUUGAUAAAGAGAGACUUCGUAAAGAGCAAGAGAGAAAUGCUAUUAAGAAAGAAAUGCUACGUGUGAAAUAG
Rhododendron vialii is the source of this 783-nucleotide messenger RNA. Its product is annotated as glutathione S-transferase T3-like. Lineage: Eukaryota; Viridiplantae; Streptophyta; Magnoliopsida; Ericales; Ericaceae. The transcript is spliced from 2 exons. Bases 1 to 783 code for a protein of 260 amino acids. The record is from RefSeq and is a predicted model, not a curated record.